Molecule: messenger RNA, 2987 nt
Organism: Phyllostomus discolor (pale spear-nosed bat)
Lineage: Eukaryota; Metazoa; Chordata; Mammalia; Chiroptera; Phyllostomidae
Gene: RNF149
Product: ring finger protein 149
Exons: 7
Coding region: 39-1232 (397 amino acids)
Source: RefSeq, a predicted model, not a curated record
CCUCCGGCCAGGCUGGCUCGCUCCUAGGCAGCCCGGCCAUGACGCGGCAGCCGGACGCUGGCCGCCAGGCCCACCGCGCCCUGGCGCUGCUGGCGAUGGCCUUGUGCGCUCCCGGGGCCUGGGGUCUGGCGCUCGAGUGGUACUCGGCGGUGGUGAGCAUCGAGUACUUGGACAAACAGACGAACCGGACCACGUGUAGCGUUUCAGAGAGCGGCCGCUUUGGCGACAGCUCGCCCAAGGAGGGCGCGCUAGGCCUGGUGGGCGUCCCGCGCAUGGUGGAUGGUGACCGGGAGGGCUGCACACCCCACACGCGCUUCAUUGUGCCCCGACCCAGCGGCCGGGGGGCUGCGUCUUGGGUCGCCCUGGUGCCGCGCGGGGGCUGCACCUUAAAGGACAAAGUGCUGGUGGCGGCGCGGAGGAAUGCUUCCGCGGUGGUGAUCUACAACGAUGAGCAUCACGGGAACCUCACCGCGCCCAUGUCCCAUGCUGGAACAGGAAAUAUAGUGGUCAUUAUGGUUAGCUACCCAAAAGGAAAAGAGAUUCUGGAUCUGGUGCAAAAAGAAAUUCAAGUCAAAAUGACCAUAGGUGUUGGCACCCGCCAUGUACAGGAGUUUAUCAGUGGUCAGUCUGUCAUGUUUGUGGCCAUUGCCUUCAUCACCAUGAUGAUUAUCUCAUUAGCAUGGCUGAUAUUUUACUAUAUACGGCGUUUCCUGUAUACUGGCUCACAGUUUGGAAGUCAGAGCCAUAGAAAAGAAACCAAGAAAGUUAUUGGCCAGCUUCCACUUCAUACUAUAAAACAUGAAGAAAAGGGAAUUGAUGUUGAUGCUGAGAAUUGUGCAGUGUGUAUUGAAAAUUUUAAAGUGAAGGAUAUUAUCAGAAUUCUGCCUUGCAAGCAUAUUUUUCAUAGAAUGUGCAUUGACCCAUGGCUUUUGGAUCACCACACGUGUCCCAUGUGUAAACUUGAUGUCAUCAAAGCCCUGGGAUAUUGGGGAGAGCUUGAAGAUGUCCAGGAGAUGCCCACUCCAGAAUUGACCCCUGGAAGUGUUUUGGCUGCAAAUUUGAGUAUUACUGUACAAGACUAUGACAGAAGUGAUAGGAUUAAUUCACCAUCAUCUUCCACUAAUGAAUCCAUGCCACAGUGUGAUGUACAUUUUAAAGAAGAUGCAGGUGAAAACACAGCCUUACUAGAAAUGGACAGGAGCAACCUUCAGCAUGGAGGACCCAUGUCUUAAUGCAUUAGCCGCUGAUAGCAGCAUGGACAGAACUUUGAGUCAAAGGACAGUAUUUUUUAAUUUAGCACAUAGUUUGUAUAUUUGAAAAUAAUGUACAUUCUUUUACCUUUCAUGUUCUGAUUUGAUAUACAAAGGGCUAAGAUAUUUAAUCUGAGAGAUUUUUUUAUUAGUGUCAUAUUUACCUACCAAAGUGUAUCAUUUACAAUAAAUAAGGUUAUUCCAGACUAUUUACAGAAGAGACAACUAGGGAAGGCAUGCUAAUGUCAGGAUGGGCAGUGUUUCUAAAUACUAGACUAGCUCCUGUGGUACUAUAUUAAAAAGGUUAAUCCUGUCUCUCCAGGGUGGUUUUAUACUAAGCACAUUGAAUUUAGACUAGUUGAAACAGAACUGUGUAAUUAAAUUCCGUAAAUUGAUCACACUGAUUUUCCCUAGAGAAAAGACAUUUUUAAGAACAUUAAACUUGUAAAUAAGAUGAAAUCAACGGCUUUUUGGCACAUUGGUAUUAUGUAUAGAUUUCAAAACCUGAGAACACUUUUUCAUUGUUGUAUUACCUAAUGUGUUGUGACACUUUAAUGGGAAGUUUAUUCAUUUUUUUCAACAAAUAAAAAUACUAAGAAUCUGUAUUUCACAUGAGCAUUAAGUUCUUCAUUGCCUUCUUAGGAAAUGAAGUAGACAGAGACUGAUUUUCUUUGUAAAUGGUGAAUAUAAUAGAUUGGGUCCAAUUACAACUUAAUAUUUACAAUUAAAAGGGUGAAGGAUGGAGACUUUUUGAUUGUUGUAACAAAAUAAACAAGUAAACAGUUUUAUUAAUUUUAAAGCAGACUUAGUGACCAUGACGUUGUUUAAUCAUCUUUUUAAAAAAUUUUGUUUAGUGUUCUUGUAAGUGAAAGGAGCAUGCAAAUAUAAAGCAUUUGGAGAUUAAGUUAUACAAAAUGAUUAAACAAAGACACACACCCUGCUUUUCUGUCACUUUGUUAGAGGUGGAAUUUGAGGAGGAUGAGAGAGAAUUACUUUUUAUUUUUUUAUUGAUAUUUUAGGGAGAGAUUUGUUGUUCCACUUUAUUUAUGCAUUCAUCUGUUCAUUCUUGUAUAUGUCCUGACCAGGGAUCUAACCUGUAACCUUGACAUUUUGGGAUGACACUCUAAACAAAUGAGCUACUCCACCAGGGCCGAGUUAUUUUUUUUAGAACUUGAAAUUGUAGUCAUUUGUUGUUUUGCUUCUAAUCUAGUUACUUACAUGUAUCUUUUUUGUGUGUGGGUAAAAAUAAAUGUUUAGUGAGAACAUAUUUUACAAAAUUUAAAGAAUGUAUUCUUAGAGCUGUAUCUAAGAUUAGAUGGCUUAUUUUUUUUUUCAAACUAUUCACCACACUUUGAUGUAGCUACACAUAGUGAACUGAAAUACUUAAUGAGUAAAGUUUUUUACUGAAGUAAACUCUGGCCAGAUUUCAGUUAGCAAACGGCCUCAAAGUAUGUUUUCAUAACAGUCAUCUUAAAAUCUGCCUUGUCUGGUGCAUUGUGAAUAGGAAAAAUGUGUCCUUGGUUUUAUACCAAGUAAACCAUUUCCUUCUUUGUACUUUAAGAAACAUACUAGGGAGAAAUGCCUUAACAAUUUUUUCCAGUAGCUAAUGAAGCUGACUUCUAAUAGGAUAGUAUAAGUUCAUAAUCAGGGACCAUCAGAUACAGCUUUCCUUAAUUCAGAAGUUUGAACACUAAAUUAUGAACAGAAGAGAUUAUAAGACCUAAGGUUUCAUCUCUA